This is a messenger RNA of Plasmodium cynomolgi strain B, 1217 nucleotides long. RefSeq names its product protein kinase domain containing protein. NCBI's taxonomy places the organism in Eukaryota, Apicomplexa, Aconoidasida, Haemosporida, Plasmodiidae. The transcript is spliced from 12 exons. Gene Ontology annotation, cellular component: cytoplasm. The record is from RefSeq and is a predicted model, not a curated record. The coding region runs from base 285 to 1217 and encodes 310 amino acids. Gene Ontology annotation, molecular function: protein serine/threonine kinase activity; ATP binding. Gene Ontology annotation, biological process: signal transduction; protein phosphorylation.
GAGCGGCUAAGAAUGAAUUGAUAUUUCACUUCGAAGUGUUUCGAGGCAUUUCGAAGUAUUUAGAAGCUUUCUCAAUUUUUUUUUUUUUUUUUUUUUGGCUACCUCCACGUUGUCCUUCUUUUCGCCCCCACUUUGUGAUACUCGUUCAGCGGCACAUUUUUGUCUCAUUUGUCUGAAAGUACAUUUACCUUUUACUCGAACUGGCACUCAUCCCGACGUAAGUCCCACAAGUACACGCGAGGAUAAGUAGCGGUACGAACGGUUAGGUAUACUCCAACGCACGCAUGUGCACGCCGAUAAGCAUACACAGGAAAUUUCUGAAAAUCCCCGAGCUGGUCAAAAUGGAAUGCGUCAGGAAGGAAGAGCACAAAUACAAGUUGGUGAAACUCAUCGGCAAGGGCACCUUUGGGAAGGUCUACUACGCUAUUGACCUGUGCACGCAGGAGCCGGUGGCGAUUAAGCGGUCCCCCAAGUGGAGGAACAAAGUCUCGAGGGAAGUCGACCUACUGCAGAAGAUGCAGCAUAGCGAAAACAUCGUAAAUUUAAAAUCCAUUUUUUACACCACGACGGAGAAGGGCUUUCGUAUACAGAACAUUGUCUUCAAGUACAUGACGUACAGCCUGGGCAAGUAUAUCCGAUUUAAGAAGCAAGAAAGGAAGGAAAACAAGAAAGACCGUAUUGCAGCGUCUGACUUAAAAACCAUCAUAUACCAAAUAUGCAAAGGGAUCAAGCACCUACACGAGCAGAAUUUAGCUCACAGGGAUUUGAAGCCGGACAACAUUUUGAUCGAUACAGGCUCAUCCCCAUUUAAGGUGGAAAUAUGCGAUUUGGGAUCUGCAAAAAAAGUCGAAGAAAGCAUCAUCUCUAUUCCGUACAUUUGCUCGAGAUGGUACCGGGCGCCUGAGCUGCUAUGCGGCUCCAUGUAUUACACGACGGACGUAGACCUAUGGUCCCUGGGGUGCAUAAUUUUCGAGCUGAUAAACCUCUGUCCCCUGUUCCCCGGGAAGUUCAAAAAGGACGACAUAUCCGAAGAAUGCUCACAAAUUAUAAAUUUAAUUGAAGUGUUGGGAUCCCCUAGAAUGAGUUUUUACGAAAGUAUAAAGGGCCAAACUAGUAACAGGAAUAAUCGCCUCAUUAAGGAACUGUGCGGACUUAACAUUCGGCCCCUGUCCUGGAGCUCCAUCCUGGGGGGCAUCUUGGAGGAAAGGUUAAAAUAG